CUCUCCCCAAUCUCUUCGUUCGGCCCCGCGACGGCGUGCUUCGGCAGCCGCGUGCGUCGGCGGCCGCGCCGCGCCAGUCCUCUGCAGGUCCGACCGGCGGCAACCUCUGCGGGACCGUGCCGCGUCCGUCACUCCUCCGCGCCGCAGCGACGAGGAGCGCCAGGCUGCACCACGUCCGUCAUCCGCACCGCGGCGGGGAGCUCCUCGUCUCCGCCCGCCGCACCGGGGACGCGCAGACUCCUGCCCGCUUGCUCGCUGGCCCCGGCUGCUCGCGGUGGCGCGGCGCCUCCGCGACGACACCGGCGGCGGCGGGCUGCCGAGCUUGGCGCCUCUGCUCCACAGCGGCCGGCGGUGGCAGGUCGCUCCCGCCUGGCCUCUCGCGGUGGCGCCGGGCACUCCGCUCGCUCCCGGUCUCGCUCGGGUCUACCCCUCACUCCUCCCUGGCCGGCUCCCUGCGCGGCGGCGCCCGCAAGGCGAGCCCACUCUUUCUCCGCCGUAGGCCGUAACCAUGCCCCCCUCCGGCGGAAACGACGGGGUGGGAGAGGGCAGCGGGCGGUCCAUGCGCCGUGGAGUCGGUCGAGGCACAACGGCUGUUGCCUCAACAGGCCAGGAUUUUGGGGCAGAACCUGGAAGCAGAAAGAGGAAAGUGUCAGUUAUAUCCAGAGAUACGGGGAGUCCGGUUGGGAGUGGAGAACAUUUGAAGGUGGCUUGCGAUGAUUCUCAGAGGAUUUUAAAUGAGAUCGAGGAUCUGAGGGCUCAACUUGACGAGGAUGUGAAAAAGCUUGGAUACUGUGAGGCGAAUCAGAAGUUGAGAGUUGAGCUGGCUCUGAAUGCAGAAGAAAUACAGUGCUUGAGGAUGAAGAAUGAGGAGAUGCACGCCAAGUAUGAAGGCAUGAGAAAGUCGAAUGAGGAGCUGCGGAACAAGAAUGAUGACUUGGUGAAGCAAAAUGAGGAGUUGCAAGACAAUAAUAAUGGCCUGGUGAAGCAAAAUGAGGUACUGCAAACCAGUAAUGACUGCAUGAAGGUGGUGAAUGGGGAGCUGCAAGACAAAAAUGAUGGCCUAGUGAAGAAUAAUAUAGAAUUGCAAACCAUGAGUGAUGGCAUGAGGAAGGGGAACAGGGAGCUGCAAGCCAAGAAUGACAGCCUAAUGAAGCAGAAUGAGGAGCUGCAAGACAACACUGAUGGCCUGACAAAGCAGAAUGAGGAGGUGCAAGCCAAGAAUGAUUACAUCAGGAAGCAGAAUGAGAUGCUACAAGCCAAGAAUGUCGGCUUCACAAAGUGGAUUGAGGAGCUGGGAGCCAAGAAUGACGGCCAAAGGAAGCGGAGUGAGGAGCUGCAAGCCAAGAAUGACAGCCUGACGAAGUGGAACAACACACUGCAGGCCAACAAUGACAGCAUGAGGAUGUGGAAUAAGGAGCUAGAAGCCAAGAAUGAUGGCUUCCAUAAGAAUAUUAAGGAGAUUCUGGAAAAUAAGAUUGACACUAAGAGAAAGCACUUGCUGCAACUCGAGGAGCUGUACAGCACAAUAGACUUUCCAACUCCUCAGCUCGAAGUGGGCAAGAGAAUGCUACAUAAGUCAUCUGUGGAAGCCAACCAUGCUGCUCUUAAGGAGGAGGUUGCUGCCUAUGCUGCCUCCCUGGAACACACUCGAAAGAAAAAUAAAGUGCUGGAGUCAAAGAAGGCUACAGGUGAACAGCUGGUGGCUAUGUUGCAACAGGUCCAAGAUGUCUCGGAUAUUGGCUUUGAUGAUAUUGAGCUAGACACAAGAAUUUGUGAUCUGAUGGUUACCGGUUGUAAGUCAAAGUCACGUUCCAAGAAGAAUAAAGAACGUAGGAGGGAUACUGUCAUAACUGAACCUGAAUGCUCUGAUGAUGAUGGAAGGGUGAGCAACGCUGCUGUCAACAGGAAGUCUAAGCGAAUCUCGAAGCCCAACCCCAAGUAUGCCGGCCUAGAGUGGCGGCCCAAGUAAAGAUGGCCCAAGAAGCGCCGACGAGAUGUGUACAAGAACUCUGUGAGUUGGGAGAAGAGGAGGUAGGAAGGGAGAAGAAGUAAUUGGCCGGCUGCGUCCGGAAGAAGGCGGCGAUCUGCGGACGCUGAUGUACCGAGCGACUUGUGAGCUAGAUCUUGUACUCGUUUGCUACGGUUUUCCUCUGUGAGUAGUGAGAACAAGGCCACCAAAUAUCCUAGUUCAUCACAGAUACCCCAACCAACAAGAAAGUUACCCCAUAAAAGGCAUCUAUUGGAAAUUUGGAAUAUCAGAGGUAUGUCGGACUUGUCUAAAUAUCAGUAUAUCUCGGACUUGGUCAAGGAUCGCAACUUAGACUUUGUUGUUGUCAAGGAGACAGGGAAACAAGAUGUGCCACAAGCGUAGGUGAGGUGUGCAUGUCAGCAUGUGGUGGUGCUGUUGCCGCUUGCAUCCUAGAUACUGAUGUGAUCGGUGAACUGAAUAAUACCAGCCAGUGGCUUUCGUGCAGAAGUACAUAUGUAGUAGUGCUAGUGCUGGCCUCCUUGGCUUUCUCAUGCGUAACUGGCUAAUCAUGCUACCGAUUUAUAGCAUCUGUACUCGGUGUUGGUUUGAUGAUGCUUGUGAUAUGUUAAUUUGUGUAAGAAAAAUGUAGCAUUUGCUACGGACUGACUGAAUUAGUAAGAGCACUGGCAUCUGAUUAGUAAGAGCAGAGUACUGAACAAUGGACUUUGACUGUUGCCGUUCAUAUCUCAUACCACAUCAUUAAGAAAGCAAACAAUAGAUGUGAUGGAUUGGUGUUUUGCGCGAAGAUGAUUCAAGGUUGGAGCGGGAACGAAGAAGAAGAUUGUUUUCUAGCGCUCUCUCUUGUUCCGUGAAAUCCCUUAUUUGAGAUUUGGAGUCUAAGUACUCUUGUAACGUUUGGAUUUAUAUAUCUACUUUGUGGAUAUAGAGGCUGGAUUAAUCCUUUAUUAAGAAACAUCAUUAAGAAA
Messenger RNA from Panicum virgatum (switchgrass), 2955 nucleotides. Its product is annotated as girdin-like. The transcript has 6 exons. Lineage: Eukaryota; Viridiplantae; Streptophyta; Magnoliopsida; Poales; Poaceae. The coding region runs from base 509 to 1969 and encodes 486 amino acids. The record is from RefSeq and is a predicted model, not a curated record.